UCAGCUGUUAACUAUUGUGAAAACCAUUGUUACUUAUAUUUUAACGUUUUGUUUAUCUUAUCAAAAGCCGUAAAAUUAACGCCACAUAAGCACCGUGAGAGUGUACAACAUAUUGCAUUUAAAAAUAACAUGGCAGAAAAAUUCGAUUUGGUUUUGGUGCAUGGAAACUUCAAGGGUUCUUUGUGCAAUGAAAACAAGGAUGUUGACUUGAAACUGUACCUGGAUAGUUACAAAGAGUUGAACAAGUUCUUCACAUUGAUGGGUACAAUGUUUGGUUUUGUCAGUAAAGACCUCAACUCAAAAUUGGACAUACUGUCUGAGCUUCAUAAAUCGGAUAAUGAAAACUUUAGCACUGUCAGGAGAUUGAUAGUGUAUGAAAAGGAAUCCAAUUUGCUGGAAAAGAAAGGGUAUGUGUCUGGUAGCAGGACCUUAUUGAGAUUACACAGGGGAUUAGAUUUCAUCAGGUUGUUUUUGAAGUAUGUGAGUGAGCUUCAGGAUGAUCAGAAUACAGGUGAUGUGUGUAGAACAGCCUAUUGCCAAACACUUGAAAAGUUCCACUCCUUCCUGAUUGCCAAAGGCGCUAAAUUAGCUAUGUACACCAUGCCUAUUAAAGCAGAUUUGAUGAACAGAGUUUGUGGCAAUAACGAAGAAGCGUUGAAAACUGCAAUAGAAAUACUACCUCAGACUUUGGACGUGAUCGCCAUUGUUUAUAGAAUCAUUGAUGAUCUUUAUACCGAACACGAUUUACACGCGUUGCCUUGAAUGAAAUUAUUAACGGGACGAA
Nicrophorus vespilloides is the source of this 784-nucleotide messenger RNA. Its product is annotated as ceramide-1-phosphate transfer protein. Gene Ontology annotation, cellular component: cytoplasm; cytosol; membrane. Gene Ontology annotation, molecular function: ceramide 1-phosphate binding; ceramide 1-phosphate transfer activity. NCBI's taxonomy places the organism in Eukaryota, Metazoa, Arthropoda, Insecta, Coleoptera, Silphidae. Gene Ontology annotation, biological process: ceramide transport; intermembrane lipid transfer. The annotation marks the transcript as partial. The record is from RefSeq and is a predicted model, not a curated record. The transcript is spliced from 3 exons.